Molecule: messenger RNA, 2134 nt
Organism: Trichomycterus rosablanca
Lineage: Eukaryota; Metazoa; Chordata; Actinopteri; Siluriformes; Trichomycteridae
Gene: arhgef3l
Product: Rho guanine nucleotide exchange factor (GEF) 3, like
Exons: 13
Coding region: 24-1616 (530 amino acids)
Biological process (GO): intracellular signal transduction; positive regulation of Rho protein signal transduction
Molecular function (GO): guanyl-nucleotide exchange factor activity
Source: RefSeq, a predicted model, not a curated record
UGAUCUGUAAAUGCGAAGAUGAUAUGAAAGUGACAAAUAUGGAGCUCCAAGAGACGGAGACGGAUUCAUCACCUUCCUGGUCUCCAAUAUCAAGAGAAAGACUCCUGACAUACGCCAACCUUUCUGAUAUUGCUGGGAAGAAAAGAAAACAGGACCCCAGCAGCGAUGCUGAAAUUUCAGCCCGAGCUUCAGAAGACUAUGAUGAUGAUGACUUUCCUGUUGACAACACGCAGGACUCUGAGGGACCUUGUAACAAACGGGUCAAACCGGUGGACAGGAGUAGUGAAGUAACAGGCAUUAUAACACCACUGAAGACCCCUGCUUUGAAACGCUUGGGACAGUCCAUUCAGCGGUCCAUCAGUUUUCGUACAGAAGCACGCCCAAUGCCCCCAAUGCCGAUCCGCUCUCGUACCAAGGCUUCGUCUUUUCCACGGCGUCGCAGCAGCCAACUGUGGAGUGACACUGUGGACAGCCUAAGCCAGGAUCUUAGUGCCAAGGAGAUUAAAAGACAGGAGGUGAUAUAUGAAUUAACACAAGGGGAGAAGCAGUUAAUCGAAGACCUCAAUUUGGUCAAAAAGGUUUACUACGAGCCCAUGUUAAAAUUAGACAUUAUGACAGAGAGUGAAUUGGGCCAGAUAUUUGGGACUCUUGAUUCUUUGAUUCCUCUCCAUGAAGAGUUUUUGGCUCGUCUGGAGGGGCUUCGAGGGUCAGAGAAGACGGUGGGAGAGGUUGGGCCGACCCUGCUGGACUGGUUUCCUUGUCUGGAUGCCUACAUCACCUACUGCUGUAACCAGGUGGGUGCCAAGGCCCUGCUGGACCAGAAGAAGCAGGUACGACGAGUGGAGGAAUUCCUCCGCCUAUGCCAGGAAUCAUCCUUCAGCAGAAAACUUGAUCUGUGGAACUUUCUGGAUCUUCCACGCAGUCGUUUGGUGAAGUACCCGCUGCUUUUAAGGGAGAUCCAGAAGACCACACCAAUUGAUCACCCUGAUGAGGAAACCCUGCCUCAAGCUAUGGAGCUGAUCCAGAGUAUAAUUACUGAGGUGAACAGUAAAACCGGUGAGGCUGAGUGCCAGUUUUAUAAACGAGGUCUGUGCUACCCAGAGGAGGGUCAGAGAGUACCUGAGAUUUAUGCUUCCCGCUUCCUCUACUGCCAUGGUGAACUCAAAAGUACAAAAGGACAGAAACUGCAUGUGUUCUUGUUCGAACUGGUUCUGGUUUUGACAAGGCCAGUGGUACAGGAUAAAGAUGGUAUGGUACAGUUCCAGGUUUACCGUCAGCCCCUUCCCGCUACACAGAUAAUGCUAGAGGACCUGCCUGAUGGUGAGGGAGGAAGCUCUGGAUCUUUCCGUGGUGCCUUCACUGGCAAUGACAAAGUGAAGAACUGCUUCCGUGUCAGCAACAGGAGGCGUCCCAAGGCUCAGUCGCACAGCCUGCAGGCCAGCGACUCCUUUAACAAACAGCAGUGGAUUACCUGUCUGCGCCAAGCCAUCGUCCAAUCGCAGGACAGAGACUCUCAAGCCAGCCAUUCCAAGGCAGCCCAGCAAAGUCCUGACCCUGCCCUCUAUCACAUUGCUGAACUGAGCCUGAAUUCGGAUGUGGAAAUGUCAGACACAUAGGCCACAUUUCAGAGGUCAUAUUAUUUCUUUACAGGGACAAAGCUAAAGUUCCUGGUCCUUCCACUUACACCUGGAACUGAUUACUGGUUUACAGACUUUAUUCAAUGUGAAGGCUAUUUAUAUUCAUUAAGCACUGUAUUAUGGGUGUGUUAGUCAGACUGGAGAAUGUGGACUGAGUGAAAGUAUGUUUGUUAGGUAGUGAGGCCUGGUGCUCAUGCCUGUAUCAAUGUAGCUUGUAGUUAUAUAAUUAAGGCCUUUAAGUACAGUAUUUUAAAUAAAAUAUGUUUAUGUGUGCAUGUUAGUAUACAGGCACUGUAAUAGUGAUGAUUUGAAUGAACAUCUGAAUGUAAAUGCAUUUGUAUUUCACCCUCAUGUGGACAUAGUCAGACAGUAUAAAAUAUUAUUUCUUUUAUUUUUAAUAAUGAACUGACAGUUUUCAGGAGAAUUUAUUGUUAUGAGUUAUUUACUUAAGCUUUUGUUUAAUACAAUGUUAUUUUUUUAUAAAUAAAUAACUAUAA